AUGAGUAGAUUACCAGAUGAAAUUUUUAUUUCUGUACUGUCUCGCCUGCCGUUGAAGGAGGCUACUGCCACUGCCAUCUUAUCAAGGCGGUGGAGGAACCUGUGGAAGUCCAUUGCUGGGUUAGACUUUAACGGCGAAACCACAUUGGGUGGAAGAGCGAUAUAUCCAAGAUCCCUGAACACAGAAAGAAACAAGUACAUUAAUUGGGUGAAUCGAGUUAUUAGGCAGCAUAAUGGCCCUGCCAUCAUUGCAUUCAAGAUUAGCUUCGAUCUGGGCAAGGGUUCGAAAUCUGCCACUGAUAACUGGAUAAAAGUUGCGCUUUCGAAGAAGGUAAAGAGGCUCGAGCUGGAUUUGUUGGGAUAUGAUGCCAGUAUUCGUGAAGCCAUGUGUAACUAUACAUUCCCGUCUAAGCUUUUCACUAGUAGACAGUCCAAUACCGGCUUGAGGUUUCUAACAGUCCUUUCUUUGAGAUGCGUUAACGUGAGUGAACAAGUGCUGGAGUCUUUCCUUCUACACUGUCCGCUUCUCGAGUUUUUGUCAUUGCAGUGCUCGAGGUGCUUGGUAAAUGUGAAGGUCGUUGGUCCGGCUCUCAAGCUGAACUCCUUGGAGAUUCUCUUCUGCUUGGGCUUAAAAACUAUAGAGCUCCAAGACACAACUCUUUCUUCGUUCUGUUAUUUGGGUCCUGCGGUUACUUUUAUCUUCAAAAAUGUUCCAAAACUUGAAGAGGUCUCGGUGGGUAUGGGCCGUUCUGGAAUCGAGAACAAUGUCUUUGGACAGCUUGACUGCUGCUUUAAUCAGCUGGAGCUUCUAACUUUAGUUAUCUAUCGUCCACAGGCAAACGUUAAUUUCUCAAAUAUUCCCGAACUGCCCAGACUCAAGGAGUUAGUGCUGAAAAUUGGAGCAUUUAGUGAUCAAUCUCUUUUUCAGUUCACAUCAUUGCUGCAACACUCUCCUCGUUUGGAAAGAUUUGUGCUCCAGUUGAUAUGGCGAUAUCCAUUGAUGACCAGGAGAAGGAUGCUCAAGGGCGAGGCGUUUCUUCUCAAUUCGCUCAAGGUUGUGGAGAUUCGCGGGUAUUUUGGGCGCCCUAGCGACGCUUAA
Ipomoea nil (Japanese morning glory) is the source of this 1098-nucleotide messenger RNA. Its product is annotated as putative FBD-associated F-box protein At1g61330. NCBI's taxonomy places the organism in Eukaryota, Viridiplantae, Streptophyta, Magnoliopsida, Solanales, Convolvulaceae. The transcript is spliced from 3 exons. The coding region runs from base 1 to 1098 and encodes 365 amino acids. The record is from RefSeq and is a predicted model, not a curated record. Gene Ontology annotation, molecular function: protein binding.